AUGUAUCUGUUUGUUUACUUCUACCUCCUAAUGACCUUUUUUGAAGAAGUGCGUGGUUUUUGUCCUUCACAAUGCACUUGCGUUUACCAUGGCAGAAGUGAUGGCACUGGAACAAGGUCUGUGCUCUGUAAUGAUCCUGACAUGUAUGAGAUCCCUGUGAAUGUUCCUGUGGAUACUGUAAAGCUUCGUAUAGAGAAAACUGUCAUACGAAGGAUUCCAACUGAAGCCUUUUACUACCUAGUAGAUCUCAAAUACCUGUGGGUAACUUACAACUGUGUAGCCAACAUUGAUAUCAGCAGUUUCUAUAACUUGAAACAACUGCAUGAGCUACGGCUGGAUGGUAAUCUGCUCUCGACUUUCCCUUGGGAAUCGCUGGCAGAGAUGCCCAACCUACGGACUCUUGAUUUACACAACAAUAAAGUGACCAGCAUUCCCGCUGAUGCUGGCCGGUACCUGAGAAACCUCACCUACCUGGACAUAUCCAGCAACAAGCUAACCACCUUGCCGUCAGACUUGAUGGACAUUUGGCCCCCCUUCUCAGAAGCUGUUCUGUCCAAGAACACAGACAUUCUGGCGACCCAGAGAGUCAUUUUGGGUUUGCAGGACAACCCAUGGUUUUGUGACUGUCGCAUUUCAAAGCUAAUUGAAUUUUCCAAAAUUGUGGACAACUCAGUUGUACUUCUUGAUCCAUUGAUUUCAUGUAGCGGACCUGAGAGCCUGGCAGGAAUCUUGUUCCAGAGAGCUGAGUUAGAGCAGUGUCUUAAACCAUCCGUGAUGACGUCAGCGACAAAAAUCACUUCCCCGCUGGGAAGCAACGUUCUGCUACGCUGCGAUGCGACUGGGUACCCAACACCGCAGCUUACUUGGACUAGGUCAGACAAUAUACCAGUGAACUAUACAGUAAUUCAAGAAACACCUGGAGAGGGUGUCAGAUGGUCCAUAAUAAGCUUGACAGGGAUUUCAUACAAGGAUGCAGGAGAAUACAGAUGUAAAGCCAAGAACUUAGCAGGAAUGUCAGAAGCUGCUGUUACUGUCACAGUGGUUGGUGUAGUUACUACAACUGUGUCACCACAGAAGUAUGGAAGGAAGCAAGAGGCAGAGAGACAGAAUACCACUCAGGAGGAAUCCAAGCAGGAACCUGAGAGGACAACCACACCUCUUCCCACCACACCAACCACCACAGCACUGGUUAGCGCUGAAAGAUCAACAAGCAUCAGGUAUACUGACAAGAAGCAAUCCAGGCCUGUGUUUGAUGGAAAGAAAAAUUUAAAGGCAGUGACAAAUGGAAACAAAAAGCAGACUGGGGAGAUAAGCAAGAAAGGUGAGGAGACUUCAUUGAAUACAGCAGGUAUGGCUGAGCAAAAUGUUACUGUAAAGAACCUAAGAGUGAUCAGUGAAACUGAUGAAAGAGUGACCUUAACUUGGAAAACUGUCAAUGCCACAAGCAACUCUGCAGUGACUGUGUUAUACUCAAAGUAUGGUGAGAAAGAUAUGUUGCCUCUGAGCACUGAUUCUAGCAAAAACAAAGUCACAAUUGAUGGUUUGCAACCUAGUACUCAAUAUAUGGCAUGUGUCUCACCCAAAGGAGUGCCACCGACAAAAGAGCAGUGCAUUAUUUUCUCCACUGAUAGGUUAAAUGAUGAAAACAGCUCUCAGUUUUCUAUUCUGAUACUGGCCAGCAGUGCAGGAUGUGUGGUUGUUUUACCUUUGAUAUUUUUCUUACUCUACAAAGUUUUAAAACUUCAUGUGAAACCAAAAACUGCAAAGGAGGCUGACCUUGCAAAAGAGACCUAUGUGAAAUUUGAAACACUAUCUCUGAAGCCUCGAACAGUGAAUGCAGGAGAACAGCUCUGGGCACGAAGGUACACAGAUGAGUCGGAAAGACUUCUCCUUUGUUCUAGGUCAAGCAUGGAUUCUCAAAUGACCUUCAAAAGCGAGGGCUCUAGGUCUGAGUAUCUGUGUUGA
Messenger RNA from Gymnogyps californianus (California condor), 1965 nucleotides. It is a transcript of the gene LRIT3, whose product is annotated as leucine rich repeat, Ig-like and transmembrane domains 3. The transcript is spliced from 4 exons. Gene Ontology annotation, molecular function: protein binding. The coding region runs from base 1 to 1965 and encodes 654 amino acids. The record is from RefSeq and is a predicted model, not a curated record. Lineage: Eukaryota; Metazoa; Chordata; Aves; Accipitriformes; Cathartidae.